AUGGUGCUUCAGCGUUUCGAAGGCGCCCAAUUGCAAGUCGAUGGCGCCUACACGCAAGAUGUCAUCAGAUCCUUUAUCGAUAAGUUGACAGUACCGGACGUGAAUGGCUUCGAGUCGGUGCGCCUGACGCUCAAGCCAUGCGACCCGAAAAUGGAUCGGUGCCUGGAAAUCUACGCGCAUUGCUUCCCGAAAGUGUGGGACGAGAAGUGGGCUCCAUCCGAAAUCGAGGACAAAAUACCAACGGACGUUAUGACAUUCACGGACGACAUCGGCCGCGAAGCCAAGCGCGUCACCGACUACUGGGAGGAAAAUCGUAGGGAGCAUCGCGACGUCUUUCGAGUAGCUGGCCAAAAGCGUUUGGCAGACGCGACCAAGGCUUACGGAAGCUCCUUCUUGAUCCACACCGACGAUCGACGCCUUAAUGCGAAAGAGAUCCAGAAUCGCCUAUCGAAGUCCUAUAUCGCACUGGCCAAAGAAUGUAACGAGGGCCGCCUUGGUUCGGAUGGAAUUCUUGAGAUGUCGAUGACGCAGUACCCGACGCACCCAUGGACAAAUCGCGUCAAAAUCAACACUAAUCAACCGGCUUCUCCGGAGCUAUAUGAGGGAAUCAAGAAGGUCCUACGCGAGCAGAAUUUGAAUAUGAGCGUUAAGGUGAAGACGAGCAUCGCCACCUACCUGUCGUGCUGGGCACGUGAAAGUGGGCUUCCCCACAUUCCAUUCGACUCCCCGGCUGAGACGUUCUCGAACAGCGUCGACGAGCUGAACAACCUGCUCACCAAGACUUCUUUCUUUGGC
Messenger RNA from Mesorhabditis spiculigera, 795 nucleotides. The record is from the annotation of a GenBank genome assembly. Lineage: Eukaryota; Metazoa; Nematoda; Chromadorea; Rhabditida; Rhabditidae.